UAAAGCCAAUCCCUUCUGCGUAUCUGGAUUUGUUUGAAUAAAACUAGGCUCUAAGGGGGAAAUCAUGUUGUAUUCUCUCGAUACAACUAUGCCUAAGAGACCUAAUCUGCUCUUUGUUAUGUGUAUCUUCAUCAUGAUCAUCGCUGUCGAGAAAUCUGCAGUUUCUCAAAGUUUUACAAUAGACUGCAGCCUUCAUUUUGAGCCUUCGGAUUCAGAUAAUACAGUUUGUGAAGGGGGAGAUUGGGGUGGAUUUCUGCAGAAAAACUGCUGUGGUUCAUCAUUCCAGAGAUACCUCAAUGCAUUGGGGCUGCGCGCGAAUCAAACCGGACAGAUAUUCUUGAAUUCCAGUGAGCAGAAUAGUUGUCUGACUUCAAUGAAGGCAUUUGAAGCAGAUGUUUUCAGUUGUGGGAUUGAGAAGCUAACAAGUGGUGCUGGUGGCUGUUCUGACUAUUCUGUUGGUGAUGUUAUUCACCAUCUGGGAAAUGAACUGAAAAGUUUCAGUGAACAUUGUAACUUUCCAAGUUAUGGUGAAGAGUGGAAUCAAACAUGUAGCUCCUGUGUGAGAAGUUGGGGAGCGAUAAGAGGAGUACAUUCGACAUCCUCAGAUCCCGUGUUGUUGGAGAAUGAAGCUGAUACCUGCAGGUUUGCAGUGAUGUUAUCAUUAACAAGUAGUAGAAUUGAAGAUAAGAAUCAUGUCCAAAAUCUUUACAAAUGCCUUGCUGAGCAAGAUAGCUUCUCCCAGAAUCAAGCAUCAGAGAGUAAAAGGAAGAAGAAACUUGACACAGGUAUUUGGAUUGUGAUCGGAGGGAUCUUUGCCGCCAUAAUUGUUACCGCCGCAUUCAUUUUCUUCAAAAGAUUCUACAAAUCAAAGCCAACAUCCAAAAGACCUGCCUCAUUCAAGGACGUUCAACUGAAGGAUCCUGGUUGUCCAAAAUUUCCAAUCAAGGAGGUGUAUUCUGCUACACAGAAUCUAAAUGACAUAAAUCUCAUUGGUGAAGGAACUGCUGGAAAGGUUUAUAAAGGCGUGUUGUUAACUAACCGGCAUGUUGCUAUUAAGCAUAUUAUCAAUGAUGGAAAUGUGGAGACUUUUGUCAGAGAAGUUGCAAGCUUAUCUCAUGUUAGACACCCGAAUCUUGUCGCUUUGCUUGGCUAUUGCUUAACUGUAGAUGAGGGUUUUCUCAUUUAUGAACUAUGUCCCAAUGGCAGUCUCUCCAAAUGGCUUUUUGGGAAGGAUAAGAUACUAUCCUGGAUCCAAAGGCUUGAGAUUGCGAUUGAUAGUGCUCGAGGUCUUUGGUUUCUCCACACUUAUUCAGAAGGCUGCAUUGUUCAUCGCGAUAUCAAGCCAACAAACAUUCUCCUUGGUCCAAAUUUUGAAGCCAAGCUUUCAGACUUUGGCUUGUCUAAGGUCAUUGACCUGGGAAAAUCCCAAGUGAGCUCUGAAGUAAGAGGAACUUUUGGUUAUGUUGAUCCUGAGUACCAAAGCAACUGCCAAGUGAAUUCAUCAGGCGAUGUUUACAGAUUUGGAAUAGUACUUUUGCAGAUUCUCUCAGGGAAGAAAGUCAUUAAUAUGAACUUGAAGAGACCAAUGCCUUUAAAUAAAGUGGCAAAAGUCCUGACAAGAGGUGGCAGUAUAAUAGAAUUUGCUGAUCCUAAACUUAAUGGGGAGUACUCAGCAGAAGCUUUCGAUGUCACGCUUCGAUUGGCUCUGUCAUGCACAGCUCUUAAACAACAACGACCAUCCAUGGAGCAAGUUGUUUUAACAUUAGAGAAGGCCCUGGACAUAACAACAACAGCUAAAGUUUCUACUCCUGAAACUUCAACUGACCAAUUUUACACUCCGUGAGAGACAAGUUUUAAAGUCUCAGAUUUAGUGCCUUAUUCAUUGUAGUAAUAAUUCUCAUAACAGAAUGCAAAA
This is a messenger RNA of Pistacia vera, 1915 nucleotides long. RefSeq names its product probable LRR receptor-like serine/threonine-protein kinase MEE39. NCBI's taxonomy places the organism in Eukaryota, Viridiplantae, Streptophyta, Magnoliopsida, Sapindales, Anacardiaceae. The record is from RefSeq and is a predicted model, not a curated record. Gene Ontology annotation, molecular function: protein kinase activity; ATP binding. The coding region runs from base 65 to 1843 and encodes 592 amino acids. Gene Ontology annotation, biological process: protein phosphorylation. The transcript is spliced from 8 exons.